Messenger RNA from Trichoderma aggressivum f. europaeum, 2391 nucleotides. Its product is annotated as transcriptional regulator family: Fungal Specific TF. Gene Ontology annotation, biological process: DNA-templated transcription; positive regulation of transcription from RNA polymerase II promoter by galactose. The transcript has 8 exons. The record is from RefSeq and is a predicted model, not a curated record. NCBI's taxonomy places the organism in Eukaryota, Fungi, Ascomycota, Sordariomycetes, Hypocreales, Hypocreaceae. Gene Ontology annotation, cellular component: nucleus. Bases 1 to 2391 code for a protein of 796 amino acids. Gene Ontology annotation, molecular function: zinc ion binding; DNA-binding transcription factor activity, RNA polymerase II-specific; RNA polymerase II cis-regulatory region sequence-specific DNA binding.
AUGGAGACAACUCGCAGCAUUCAUCCUAACCAGCAACAACUCAUUGACCGGGCUCGAGAAUUCUUGGCCGAAGUUGAAGACUUAACUCCUGGCAAAGAUCUAGAAGCAAGACUGAACCGAGACUACGGCCCUGGGAACCCAUACUAUGAUGACUUCUGCCGCUUAAUUCGACAAGCUCUCGAGAAUGACGAAGGCUGGGUGGCAGUCGACGAGAUAGAUGGUCCAAAGUAUCGUCGCACUAGGAUUAGUCCUCCGUCUGAGUUGAACCGUCACUUUAGCAUCACGACCGUUUACAUGGAUAGCCAAGAAGAAUAUCGUGGUCAGUACCACCUCCAUCCAUACGGCGAACUCAAUUGUGUCGUUCAGUUGGAUCCAUCAGCCGAGCUGAUGGGAAUGUCCGGGUGGCAAGGCUCCGGCUGGACUUCGCCAGGGCCCGGGACUCAUCACUAUCCAGAGAAACCGGUUCAGAGGCUAGUGCAUCUUAGUUGGCGAUGCGUGUAUGGAAAAGAGGCAGAGAUCCCACCAUUCGACCAUUCCGACCCGCAUAUUAAACGCACGCCACUUCAUGAGGAUGACGAAAAGCAUGGCAUACAUAUUGCGAUCCCAAAACUACCCAGUACUAUGCGUGAUACGAAAGGACAGUCAAUGUACUAUGGAGAUUGCGCGGCGCUCUCUUUCCUCCAAAACAUACAAGAACUCAUUCAGGGCGAGCAAGAACUUGCUGAUGCAGCCAAAGAACUUUCGUCACUUUCGGUAGUGGAAGAAGUUCCGUCGACGGAUGGUGAAAGCGUCCUGGCCUAUAGCAAUGCGAAUCUUGGCGACCUGGAAGCUUUGGUUCAAGCAUUCUUUACAUCGACCUGUGGCUUCCUCGAUAUUAUGGACCGAUCCUAUGUUGAAAACCUGCUCAGCUGCUGGAUCAAUGGGAAUAUUUCAGUCACAAGUGGCAGUGCUGCGAUACUGUAUCUCGUGCUUGCUUCCGCUUCUCAAAUACGAAGCAACUCUACGCAAGAUUGCCAUCGCUCUCAGUCAUUCUUUUAUCACGGCCGACGAAUUGCACUUUUGGAGCUGACAGAGUACCCUAGUAUGGAAACAACACAGGCAUUUAUGCUGAUAAGUCUCUACAUGCUUGGUAACUGUCGACGAGAUGGAGCGCACUUGAAUCUAGGCAUUGCAAUCAGCGCGGCAAAAGCACUCGGAUAUCAUCGAGCUGAAGCCACUUUUACUCAAUGCGAAGAGAACAAGCAACUGAGGAAGCGAAUAUGGCGUACUUUGUGCUAUCACGAUUUAUUCUUCUGCGCCAUGAUGGGACGAGCUCCAUUGGCCGCUGCGGUCGAUUCAGCCGAAGAAGAAGACGACCGGCAACCCGACCCAAAGCAUCCCGAUAAAUGCCAACAGCUCGGCAUGUACGAGUCAGCACGCGCCUUUUCGAUUUUGAAACAAACCGUUCUCGAGAUAUACACAAAACACUCUGUGCCGCUGGAGAGAAUCUUACGACUCAAUCAACAGCUUCGUGAAAUGGGAACAGCCUUGCCUUUUGAACUUCGCAGUAUCAGCCCUGCGGCAUUUCCAGUGCAUAAAUGUCCCAAGACGAGACAGCUUAUCAUAAGGAAUGCUACAGUUGCUUGCAACUAUUAUUUCAGCAUGAUGCUGUUGACGAGACCGUUUCUCAUUGCUUGUCUCAGGGCGAAAUACAACAAAACACCAAAGUCGACUCAAAGCCCUGAGGCGAAUGGCGGCUGUCAAGAAUCUUCAGAGGUUGACAAUAAUGUCAAACACGGGGCCAUGACUUCGUUUGAUACAGCUCUAAAGACGAUACAGCUGCUACAUGAGUUGUAUGUCAAUGGAGUGUUAUUUAACAAUAUGCCACUGGUUGUGGCGUGGACUUUUGUGUCAGCUUUGACCGUAUGUGCCGCCUACUUUGGACGACUAGGCAACGCUCGAGAAUGCGAACUCGUCAUCUACAGAGCGAACCAGAUACUGCAGCACUUCAUGCCGUACAGCCCCCAAGCGAAGCAGUACGACCUUAUUCUGAAGAAGCUAUCCCGCGUUGCACUGAGCUGUAUAAGCGGCACAGGGGACCAGCCCUACGACAACAGCAACUUGUUCUGGUCCGACCUAUUCAGACUAACUCCGGCGCAUCUCCAUAAGUUGAAAGAAGAAGAAAUUGAUCCGACUUUGGGUAUCGGUGAACUGUUUGGAUUAGGCAUCCCAGAAGGAGAUGCCUGCCCUCUCUCGGAAAGAGUUGGAGAAUCAUUGGAAACUGCUCAGACGGAUUCGCCUAUGAGUGAUAUAUUUUACUUUCCGGAUGGGGCGUACAAGGAUUUUUCCAACUACAUGUUGAUGACUGACGAUUUUCUUUCUGAGCAGCAGGAUUUCUUUUUGAACAUCUGA